Tympanuchus pallidicinctus (lesser prairie-chicken) is the source of this 1317-nucleotide messenger RNA. Its product is annotated as retinol dehydrogenase 7-like. The transcript is spliced from 5 exons. Lineage: Eukaryota; Metazoa; Chordata; Aves; Galliformes; Phasianidae. The coding region runs from base 1 to 1029 and encodes 342 amino acids. The record is from RefSeq and is a predicted model, not a curated record.
AUGGUGAGCUUGCAGAUGUCUCCCCAGAACCUCUCAUUUUCAGACUCACUGCACAUAGUGAUUCUGGCUUCCAUACUUUCUCUCAUCAUUUACUGGCUCAUCAGAGACCGUCACAGAGUUAGAAACCUGAAUGGAAAGUUUGUCUUCAUAACAGGCUGUGACACCAUACUUGGAAAUGCACUGGCCAAGUGGCUUGACAAAAGAGGAUUCUGUGUUAUUGCUGCAUGUGCCACUGAACAAGAUGGCCAAGAAUUAUGGUCCUGCUCCUCACUCUCCCUGAAGACAGUGAAUCUGAACUUGGCUGACUCCAGCAGCAUCACCAGGGCUGUAGAAUUUGUGACAGAGGAAACAGCAGGCAAAGGGCUUUUUGGCUUUGUGAACGCUGCUGAAGGAACAACAUCUGCAGCACCAACUGACUGGCUAAGAAUUGAUGACUUCCACUCAGCUCUGAACGUUAAUCUACUGGGAUUGAUUGAAAUCACGCUCAAACUUCUACCACUUCUGAAAAAAGCCGAGGGAAGAGUAGUCAAUCUAAUCAAUUCUAACGGCUUCAUGGCAUUUGUAGGGGGUGGCUACAACUUGUCCAAAUGGGGCAUGGAAUCUUUCUCCGACAUGUUAUGGAGAGAUAUUCAGCACUUUGGAGUGAAAGUAAGCAUUAUUGGGCACAGUUUCUUCAACACAAACGUUAAUUCAGGAAUCAUGGUGAGAGACCUCUUAAGACUUUGGAACAGACUGCCUAAUGAGAUCAGAGAUUCCUACGGAGAAAAAUACUUUUCUGAAUAUAGAAAAGCUCAAAGAUCAGUGAAAAGACUGUGCAACUCUGAUAUUUCUAAGGUCAUAAAAUGCAUGGAACAUGCCCUGCUAGCAAAGUACCCCAGGACACGAUACGGAGCUGGAUGGGAUGCAAAGUUCUUUUGGCUGUUCCUCUCCUAUGCCCCGAGCUGUUUAUCUGACAUGCUGUUUUACAUGAUGUUUCCAGUUCCAGGAGCUAGUGGGAGUUCAGUCCCUGGAGUUCUAAUCAACAUUUAGUACUAUAACCAGCAUCAACACUAUGGAAAUAACUCUGAAUCCUGAAUCCUCUCAUAACAGUUGACAUCUCCUCUUUACAAGUUACUAGACUGCUUAAAUUUCCUUCAGAAAACACUUCCUCCUACUUACAUGAAAUUUCAGAGUUUGUAGAUAAGACUCGUAAACCUACCAUGCUUUUUUGCCUCCAGAGCUGAUACAUCUGUAAUAUCUGCAUGCAAGCAAAGUUCAGCUAUAAAUCUGGUUAAUACUACUCAUUCAAUAAAAAAUUUGUUGCUUUUCUUAUUUAAA